Molecule: messenger RNA, 1681 nt
Organism: Papaver somniferum (opium poppy)
Lineage: Eukaryota; Viridiplantae; Streptophyta; Magnoliopsida; Ranunculales; Papaveraceae
Exons: 8
Coding region: 641-1576 (311 amino acids)
Biological process (GO): proteolysis
Molecular function (GO): ATP-dependent peptidase activity; ATP binding; metalloendopeptidase activity
Source: RefSeq, a predicted model, not a curated record
UUUCAUGAACUCAAUAAUAUGAAGAAGACUAUAGAGGCUCAGGUGCUAUGGACGUCGGAGGGUGAUGAGAUUCAAGGAGUUGAUGCUGUGACCCGAUUUGAACGGACAGAGAUGAACUACUUGGCCAGAAUAGUCCUGCAGUUGUUGCACUGCAAGACUCUUAAGAAGAUAGAGAGAAACUGGAGCUGUGGUAUCAAACUAGUAUGGUGCUGUUUGAUCGAGAUGGAGCAAGGGAAGUAAUUCAGUGUUGAUGAGAUAAGAACAAAGUGUUGUGGGAGUAAUUCGUUCUUGCUCUGGCUGCCGGUGGAGGAAGAAGUAAUGGGAAGUAGCAAACCAAGGUCAGAAAAACAGACGUACAAAGAGCUGGGUUGCUGCCAGUAUUGAUUACUGCUAUCCGAUGUGACUGCGAAGACGAGUUUAUGAAGGUGUAGAAGAACUCCAGAUGGAAGCAGAGAAGUGUAGAAGAUUAAAUCUCUAAAUCUAAUGGUCAGUAUUAGUCGAUACAAACAGGAUGAGAUGGUACCAGACAUGAAUAAGACCAUGUGCCUGUACCCCUAGAGGUCGUUUCUCAGUUUUUGGACCGUCAUCUAUACCCCUUCCUCGAUUCGGUACAAAAACAGUGAAGGUCAGGACAGUUAAAAUGGUAAAUUCUACUGAACCCACUGCUCUGCGGUGGAAAGUAUUGGAGCAAGUUGAUGAAGAGCUGAUGAAAGGAGAUGAAAGAGCAGCAUUAAGCCUUAUCAAGGAGUUGCAGGGAAAACCCGGUGGUCUUUGUUGCUUUGGCACAGCAAGGCAGACAGAUCCCCCGAGGCUCUACACCUUGGAUGAACUGAAGCUGAAUGGCAUUGAUGCUUCAGCAAUUCUUUCACCAGUUGAUGGGACACUUGGUUCAAUAGAAAGGUAUCUUCAAGUUGCCGCUGUUUUAGGAGGGGUAUCUGCAUGGGCUCUAUUUGGCUUGACCCAGCAACAAAUUCUCUUCAUCUCUGUGGGAUUGUUAUUUUUGGCCACUCUAGAUUCUGUAACUUUCAGUGGAGGAUUUAGUAGCCUAGUGAUCGAUACAAUUGGUCAUGCCGUGAGUCAAAAGUACCGUAACAGAGUUGUACAACAUGAAGCUGGUCACUUUUUGAUAGCUUACUUGCUUGGAAUCCUUCCGAAGGGAUAUACCCUGACAAGUUUAGAAGCUUUGAGGAAAGAAGGAUCUCUCAAUGUUCAAGCUGGAACAGCUUUCGUGGACAUUGAGUUCCGUGAAGAAGUUGAUUCAGGAAAGCUUUCAUCCAAGAUGUUGGACAGGUUCGCAUGUAUAGCACUGGCAGGUGUUGCGACGGAAUAUCUUUUAUAUGGAUACUCUGAAGGCGGCUUAUCUGAUAUUUACCAGUUAGACAGCUUACUUAAAGGCUUGGGGUUUACGCAGAAGAAAGCGGAUUCACAGGUGAGGUGGGCUGUACUAAACACAAUUCUACUUUUGCGUCGUCAUGAAAGAGUUCGGUCAAAAGUUGCAGAAGCUAUGUCUUCCCGUAAGUCUGUCGCCUUCUGCAUUGACACGAUAGAGAAUACUAUUAAUGUUGAUGAUCUGUAAGGAUUGGAUUGAUGUAUAUUCACCAUUUUCCUCACCUGCACCAUCACAAAUUUGUUAAUACGACAUUUUUAAUAGAAAUACUGGCUUUUAUGUCUGUCAAAGUAA